AUGGCUGCUCUCACAGGUAGUCCUGCAAGCAAUCAGCUGCCGGAAGAGCUUACUCAGUCUACGCAAGAGGCGUCAUCCACACCGCGGCGGAGAAUAAAUGACACUCUGGCUCCAAUUAUCAUGUUGGAGCAAAUAACUCGUAGAAAGCGAGCAAUCACGACCAUCUAUAUUGUUUUCAUCCCAGCUGUGCUGCUAACCACUGUCUUGACUCUCCUGGUGCUGACCAGCACCUCUGUGGAAGAAACCGGGAUCGCAACCAUUAAUUUGAAUUGGCAGAAACUUCCAGAGACGGAUCACCGUGUUAUACUUCACCAUGUUAACCUCUCCCAGAGCGUUAGCAACGGAAGUGAGACUGCAACAUUCACGGCCCCGUCAGCUAUGGAAACAGCAACUGAAAAAGUCGAAUGUAAUCGGUCUCUAGACAAUGACCUUUUCCCUUACAGGAUCUCUCUCGGUACUGAAAAGCUAUGCACUCAAAUUCAUCAAAAGCCCAAAGAAUACCGCCAGUUACCCGUCAACGUCUCGUACGUCCUACCAAAAUUAAUUCAAACUAAAUUUGAGGACACUGUUGGGCGCUUCCAGUCCAUGGGAAGAGCCUGCUUCCUCGCAGGGAGCAAUUGCACCUCUUAUGAUAAUUGGACUUGUGCUGGCCUUGACUGCCUUGCUGACGCCUUUGAUUAUUGCACGGUGGCCGUGGCCCUUCUAUCGCCGGGUCAAACAGACUAUAAUGUUAACCGCAAGCUUAGCUUGUCUGGGUGUUAG
Aspergillus tanneri is the source of this 762-nucleotide messenger RNA. RefSeq lists its product as uncharacterized. The record is from RefSeq and is a predicted model, not a curated record. Lineage: Eukaryota; Fungi; Ascomycota; Eurotiomycetes; Eurotiales; Aspergillaceae. The transcript is spliced from 3 exons. Bases 1 to 762 code for a protein of 253 amino acids.